Messenger RNA from Helianthus annuus (common sunflower), 2309 nucleotides. RefSeq names its product probable glutamate carboxypeptidase LAMP1. NCBI's taxonomy places the organism in Eukaryota, Viridiplantae, Streptophyta, Magnoliopsida, Asterales, Asteraceae. Gene Ontology annotation, molecular function: carboxypeptidase activity. The record is from RefSeq and is a predicted model, not a curated record. The coding region runs from base 76 to 2196 and encodes 706 amino acids. The transcript has 12 exons.
AAUCAAGAAAAACACAAGAAGUUUUUAUAGGAAAAAUCCCAUAGGUGGCACCACCACAAACUACCAACAACCACCAUGGCAAGUGGUAUUAUAACCACCAUGAUAGCCUUAACCACCACUCUAUCUUUCUACUUAACUUCAUCUCCAUCAAAACCAUAUUAUCACUCCCUAUACAUAUCCCCGUCACUCUCUAACAACCAAUCAAUAUCCCACCACCUCUACACCCUCACGCGCCGCCCCCACCUCGCAGGAACCGAGGCCAACGCCGAGGCAGCAUCCUACGUCUUGUCAACACUAACCGCCAAUAACAUUAAAUCACACGUGGCGGAAUACGCUGUCUCACUCACCUACCCUGAUUCCCGUUCUCUGACACUAACUCGCCCGCCCCCCAACCCACCCACCACUUUCUCUCUCCAACAGGUCGUCUAUGACAACGACCCUUAUGCUGACGUGGCAGACCAGGUGGAACCCACGUUCCAUGCAUAUGCCAAGCCUGGUAUAGUCACCGGGCCAGUGGCAUAUGUAAACUACGGCCGUGUAGAAGACUACACGGCCAUUAAAAAAGCCGGGAUUAAUAUAACCGGCUGUAUCGUGCUAGCACGAUACGGGCAAAUAUACCGCGGGGAUAUAGUUGAAAACGCGUAUGACGCGGGUGCGAUCGGGGUGUUAAUAUAUUCCGAUCGGAAGGAUUACGGUGGGGGUGGGGGCGGUACGAAGUGGUUUCCGGACGAUAAGUGGUUGCCGCCGAGUGGUGUACAGGUGGGGUCGGUGUUUAACGGGGCGGGUGACCCGACAACACCGGGCUGGCCGAGUAGUAUGGAGGGGUGUGAGAGGUUGUCCGAGGAUGAGGUCGAACGGGCCGGUGACGUCCCGUUGAUUCCGUCGUUGCCUAUCUCCGGUGCCGACGGUGAGGAGAUUCUGAGGUGGAUUGGUGGGGUGGUGGCUGAGGAUGAGUGGCAGGGCGAUGAAGAUGCUCCGGUUUAUAGGAUCGGGCCGGGUCCAGGGGUUGUAGAACUCAGUUAUAAGGCAAAACAAGUCAUAAGUACAAUUCAGAAUGUUAUUGGGAUCAUUGAAGGAACAGAAGAACCGGACAGAUUCGUUAUCUUAGGUAAUCACCGGGAUGCUUGGACAUUUGGAGCUGUUGAUCCCAACAGCGGCACUGCUGCCCUGCUCGAGGUUGCUGAAAGAUUUGAGAAGCUGCGGAAAGAAGGUUGGAAACCGCGAAGAACGAUUAUAUUUUGCAAUUGGGAUGCAGAAGAAUAUGGACUGAUUGGAUCGACGGAAUGGGUUGAAGAAAACAGAGAAAUGUUAGCAUCGAAAGUUGUUGCGUACCUAAAUGUCGACAUUGCGGUUGCUGGAGCAGGAUUUCAAGCCUCAGCCACUCCACAACUUGAUCAGUUAAUCAUAGAAGUUACAAAACAGGUUCAAGAUCCAGACAACUCAACACAAACGGUUUACGAUUCCUGGGUAAAAACUGCCAAAUAUCCCGAGAUUGGACGGUUAGGAGGUGGAGGAUCGGAUUACGCAGCAUUCGUACAGCAUAUUGGUGUUCCUGCAACAGACAUAUCGUUCGGAGGUGGCUACCCAGUCUACCACUCGAUGUAUGACGAUUUUGUUUGGAUGAGCAAGUUUGGUGACCCAAUGUUUAGAAGACAUGUAGCGGCUGCAAGCAUUUGGGGUUUGGUAGCUCUUCAGCUAGCAGAUGAAGAAAUAUUGCCUUUUAAUUAUUCUUCAUAUGUAAAUGAGCUUAAGAAAAGUGCAGAAGAUUUGGAAACUGAAUUAUCAGAUAAGAGCAUAAGCCUUACUCCCUUGUUCAAAUCUAUAGAAAAAAUGAAAACCGCAGCCGUACGGAUACAUGAUGAAAUCAAGGAAAUAAAAGAAAGAAAAGGUUGGGCAUUCAUGUGGAAAAAUCAACCAUGGAGAGUUAGAGAACUAAAUGACAGAUUAAUGAUGGCGGAACGCGCACUUACAGACAGAGACGGGCUCCCGGGAAGACCGUGGUAUAAGCAUCUGAUUUACGCACCAUCAAAGCACAACGAUUACGGGUCAAAAUGCUUCCCGGGGAUAGAUGAUGCUGUUGAAAAUGCAAAUAAACUCGACACUAAGGAUUCGUGGGGUGCGGUACAACACGAAAUUUGGAGGGUAUCGAGAGUAAUCGCGCAGGCAUCAUUAGUUCUACAUGGUGAACUAACAUAAUGUUCAUAGAUAUAACUGGACCAUUUGAGUUUACACGUCACCUUUGUCAUAUGAAUAAUCAAAUGGAUAUUGAAAAGAUCUUCAUGAAAAAAAAACAGUAAUUGGAUGAGUUA